Molecule: messenger RNA, 846 nt
Organism: Fusarium tjaetaba
Lineage: Eukaryota; Fungi; Ascomycota; Sordariomycetes; Hypocreales; Nectriaceae
Product: monophenol monooxygenase
Exons: 2
Coding region: 1-846 (281 amino acids)
Biological process (GO): transmembrane transport
Molecular function (GO): transmembrane transporter activity
Source: RefSeq, a predicted model, not a curated record
AUGAGUUUGUUUCUCAUCUUGGCUUUUCUGGAUGAGACCUGGUACAAUCUUGAUUUACCUUCAUCUGCCCAACCAUCGCGAGGCCAAGGUUUCCUCUCUAGGCUGCUGCGACUCACUGGCCUAUGGCAGGUGAAGUAUCACUCUGGAUACUUCGAGUCCGUUUAUGAUGCCUACAAGAGAGUCCUCCUCAUCCUGUCGAAACCUGUCAUUCUCCUCGUCCUCGCUGCUUACUUCAUGUGCUUUGCAUGGGCGAUCGGUGUGAAUAUUUCAACCGCCAUCCUCUUUGGUCUUCCUCAGGAAAUGGGAGGCUAUGGCUACAGCUUUACUCAACUAGGAUACCUACACUUUGCUCCAAUCGUCGGCGUUUUCCUGGGCGAGAUAUUUGGUCACUUCUUCAACGACCACCUUACUCGACGCUAUGUCCGAAAGCACAACGGUGUUUUUGAGCCUGAGGCUCGUCUCAUGACCAUCUACAUAUCGGCUGUCCCCAUGAUCGCAGGCCUCGUCCUGAUGGGACAAGCCCUGAAUAAGCAUUUGUCAGUGGCAGCAAUCGUCGUUGGAUGGGGUAUGCAUGCGUUUGCAAUCAUGCUCACGUCUGUCGCCGUGGCUUCAUACCUUUUGGAUGCGUACCCAUCUGCCCCUGCAGAAGUCUGUGGUUUGACCAACGUGUUCCGAGCUUUGAGUGGUUUCAGUGUCGGAUAUUACCAGCAGCCGUGGGGAGCCAAGGUUGGUUACGAUGUAAGCUUUGGGACUCAAGCUUGCAUUGUAGCCGCGAGUAUGAUCCUGAUCGCGAUUGUUCAUCGGUUUGGCCAUCAGCUCCGUUUGAAGUUUGGCCAGGUUCGGUGA